Medioppia subpectinata is the source of this 1317-nucleotide messenger RNA. The record is from the annotation of a GenBank genome assembly. NCBI's taxonomy places the organism in Eukaryota, Metazoa, Arthropoda, Arachnida, Sarcoptiformes, Oppiidae.
AUGCACUCGAUAUAUGAGGUUCGCAACGGUUUGAAAGGCGUCCGGAAGGCACUUAUCAACGACUCAGAGGAACUGGACAUUCCCUGCACUGUUAGAGGCAGAGAAGGCGAAUGUCUUUGGCUUAAGAACAAUCAGGCCGUCGGCAAUAUACCCAACAAAUACCAGUUUCUGAGACAACCCUCUAAUGGCGACUGUUCGCUGCAUAUCUACAACUUGGACCCGAAGUAUGACGAGGGUGAAUGGCAAUGCCAGGUCACCUCACCCAACAUCCACGAGUCCACCAUCAGCUCAGAUCCCGUCAAAGUGGUUGUUCUCGUCGCUCCCAAUCCUCCAUCCAUUAGAUCUGUGGAAUCAAAUCAACUGAGAGUAUACUCUGACAGAAGCAAUGAGAUUGAGUGCAUUUCUUCCAACGGAAAUCCUGCGCCUCGUAUUGAGUGGUAUAUCGACGGCGAAAAUUCGCGAACGAACAUCGACUCAAUCACUGGCGACUCGCCUAAAGUGACAUCAGUUUUGAGUUAUAUAUUCAAACGAAUGCACAGAAACUCAACGAUCAGCUGCCUAUCAAUCCAUCAGACAAUAACUCAAAACACUUCAGCGCUGAUUAACGUGAUGUACGCACCGCAAGUGAGUGUUCCGCAGAAGGUGUACACUAUAAACGAAGGCAAUAGUCUUACCGUCCAAUGUCUCGUCGACUCCAAUCCCAUCACGAGUGCCGUCUGGAAAGCAAUUGACUCCGAAACGAACCAUGAAUUCCGGACUGAAUAUCAGACGAACGCUCUUAUCAUCGAUAGAGUCACCAAAAGUAUGAAUAAAGCGGUGUUUGAGUGCAGCGCUCGCAAUGAAUUCGGCGCUUCCAAUAACGAACAAAUCACUUUAGAUGUCUUGUUCGAGCCAACACUGAUCCGAGCCUCAGAGCCCCAACAGUCGGUCGAAUUGGGCGACUCUAUUAGACUGUACUGCGAAUACGACGGCAAUCCUGUGCCCAAAAUCAUGUGGUUUCACAUCAAUCCCAUUACAGAUCAAGUGAGGAAUCGUCCCAAUAAUGAAGCGAAUGCCAGCUUUUUGGUCAUUCAAAAUGCCACUUAUCACGAUGAAGGCCAUUAUUAUUGCGAAGCAUUAAAUCACAACUCCAUUACAAACAAAGAGCUGAUCGUCAGAAGUGCUAAAAUAAUUGUCGAUAUUAUGGGUAAACCGGCGAUCAUUCAAAAGAAAGACACGGCUUAUGGCUAUAGAGGCACCGAUACUGAUGUCGAGCAGAUAUUCUGCAGCGAUCCGACCCCUACUUCGGUCUAUUGGCAAUACGGCUCUAUGAGAGUC